Molecule: messenger RNA, 6679 nt
Organism: Anneissia japonica
Lineage: Eukaryota; Metazoa; Echinodermata; Crinoidea; Comatulida; Comatulidae
Product: golgin subfamily B member 1-like
Exons: 27
Coding region: 198-4082 (1294 amino acids)
Biological process (GO): signal transduction
Molecular function (GO): protein binding
Source: RefSeq, a predicted model, not a curated record
GCUUGCUAGAAAUACAUUCCGUACAAAAAACAAAACACAAUCGGGUUGUCCUAGACCUGCAUGCUCUGGAUAUUGAUGCAGCGAAACGUGAAACAACAAACAUAAGACAGAAGAUGGUUAUCAUCAUUUCAUUUUAAAAAUUUCUUUUCUAUCCAGAUUUAUAAAAGAAUGUUUAUCCUCAAGAAAUAAAAAUAAUCAUGUUUGGGCGUAGGAAGAAAAAGGCACCAACGCCUCCUCCCCGAUCAACAGCGACUAAGCUAACAGAUGGAGGCACAGCAAUUGAUGAAAGAGCUCCGAAGCUCAGUAGCCGCCAGAGCAGCGUUACAUCAACUACAAGUAACGAUUCAGUUGGAAAACCCAAGAAAAGAACUGCGCCCUCUCCCCCAACCAAUACAUCAAUAGUUAAUAACGAAAGGCCGGGAGUGAUAUCAAAAAAGAUUCAAAAUGUGAACGUUCAACAAAACUCUAUUGACGAAAGUAGAAAAAAUUCUUCGGAGAUUACUUUCAGCAGUUUUAAACAACCACCAAGUCAGGACAAUGAAAGCAAACAGGUUGAAAAUGGAAAUGAGAGAACUAAAAAUAACAUUAAUGGAUACAUGAACCAUAAUGGUGCAGAUGCAAAGGCUAAAGAGGAGAGAUUUAGGCUGAUCCCAGUAGAAUCGUGGGAAGAAAAUGAAGUCCUCCAGUGGCUAGCAUCCCGAAAAAUGCAGUAUUUUCAUGAACUGUUCUCCGGUUGUGGAAUUGAUGGUGAUUAUCUGAUGCAAAUUACAGAAAGUGAUCUUGUGGACCUAGAAGUGGAGGAAGUUGAUACAAGACAACAAUUCAUCACAGAGCGAGAUGGCUUGAUACGCUCUCGACUGAAGACCUCAGAUUCACUAGGAUCGGAUGGUAACCGGGGAGGAUCUGACCAUGAGGAGUAUGAGGAGGAAGAGGAGGAGGAUACCAAUGAUGAUGAGAGCAUGUCCGAUUUGGACACAGGGGAUGAUCUCUCGCUACCUGAUCUUGGAGUUGAUGAUAACACAAAUAGAAUAAAAUUGAGGAUGUCUCCUCCCCCAUCCCAUGGGCGCCUCUACGAACAGUUGACUCUAGAACCGAGCCUUACCUGGCGGGAGAAGAAAAUGGCCAACUGGUCCGAAAUCGAUGUUCAAUCCUGGAUGGAAUCUAUCAACCUUGCUCAAUUUGUGCCGCAGGUCAAAGCCAAUAAAGUGACAGGAAAUAACCUGAUGAACAUUGAUAUGAAACUGUUGGACUCCAUGGGAAUUGAAGGCGAUAAUCUUGAGGUUUUACUGGCUAAGAUAUACGAGAUCAACAAUCCGAUGGCAAAUGUCCCACAAAAAGAAUUCAUAAGUGCAAUAGAUAAAGUUUCUGGGUAUGAUAAAGAGAAGUUCAUAGCAGCAGUAACUGUGUUACAAUCAUCAGAUAGCAAUGGAGUACAAUUACUACCUUCGGAGGCUGCCCCUAACACCGCCCCCAGCAGCAACAGUAGUAGGGCUAGCAGCACAAAAAGUAGCGGAAGUGAGAAAGCCCGUAGAAGUGACAGCGAGGAACGAAAGAAGAAAGGAGGAUUUUCAAAGCUGAAGGAAGUGAUCACACCAUGGAAGAGAGAAAGCAAGGAGAAUUCUUCUGUACAGAUUUGGUCGGACUUAAAUGAAACAGGUUGCCCAACAUGUGUAUCCAUUAAGGUUGUGGACAUGACAAGUGCCUUAGAGGUUGUUAAACUCUGCCUGGAACAACUGAAUAAAAUCGAGGAUCCACGAUUGUACAGCGUAGUUGAGGUGUGCAUCUCCAGUGCAGAUAAAGAUAGACUUGCUGACCGAGAGCUUGGUAGUGAAGAGUAUCCCCUUAUAGUACAAAACAACUGGCACAAUGCUACCUCCUACCACUUUGAACUGCGACAACGGGAAGCACAAGGGGGCACAAUUAAGAUUGUGUAUCGGAUAGCAGGACACAACCCAAAGGGCAAGCUGGUAAACGUUUCCCUGUCAACUCCUGUGAACGAAGUCCUCGCUUUAGCCCUCAAGAAGUUUGGCAUGAAAAAUGCAGACCCUAGGUUAUUCUGUCUCCUGGAGGUUGAUAAGAUUGGAGAUGUUCACCAUACAACUGAAGACUUCAUACCUCUACAAUCUGACUCUCAUGCGUACGUUGUCUGUGACAAGGCCAGCGUAGAUGAGCAGUUUGAUCUAAAGGAUACCGAUGAGGGUGUGGAUGGGUUGUCAGUGCAUCGGAACGAUUCAAUGUACUCACAAGCUUCCUCCAAGAUAUCUAACUAUUCAGGAGCCAGCCUCGGAUCGUCCGUAGGCUCUGAUUCGUUGAUGCCUACUAUUAACGAUGAAAAACUUUCACGUUUAGAGGAGGAGAUGGCUAACAUUGAACAGUCGCUGUUAAUUAAACCGAAGAUGAAGAGGGUCAGCUCUCCCGAGAAAAUCACGGUUUCUUCUACGUCUACUCUCAGUAAAACACAAGAGGAUAUGAACGAGCUGGAAACAUACCAGAAAGAAUUGCAUGAAAGAGAAACAACAAUUGAAGUCUUGCGCUAUGAGAAUUUAAGAUUACAGGAUAAAGCUAAACAGCUCACAGUGGUACAGAAGGCGUUGUCACAGAUAGAGGACGCUUUCCAACAGCAUGAGAAGGAAGUGAAAAAUCGCAAAAAGCUUGAUAGAAGUUAUCAAGCCGACGAAAGUAUUGACUCUAGUCAGCUUGCUAUUAAAGACUUAGAAACACGGUUAGAUCAAGUGGGACAAGACAUACGAUUGAAAGAAUCGCGUAUCAAACAGCUCCAUCAACAGAUGAAUGAUGAAACAGACAAUAAAGAAACUCGUGGAAGCAAUCAUCAGCACAACAACCGGGGCUGGUUAUCGUCAAUCCGGGCUUACUCCGAUUGGCACCCCACAUGGAACUCCACAUCUGUGCUCAACAAAAUUCUUCACUGGAAUUCCAGGAAUAACGAGAGUACGGAGCGGGAAGCCGAGUUGGAAUACAAACUAGCGAUGGAGGAGUCGACAUUGGUUGCCCUCAAACAGCAGCAGGCUAGUCUGCUCUCCAGACUGGAACUGGCAAAAGCUGACCAAGAAGUGGCUGCAGAGAAGGCUAGAAGUAAACGUCAGCGUGCUCCUGUGUUUCCCGUGCUCUCUUCCAAGCAACACAAUCGCCUGGUUACAAUGCAGAUUAAGAAAGGUGUGAACGGUUACGGGUUCAGUUUAACUACCAGGACUGACCAGAAGGGAGUGUAUAUUCACACCUGUGAUUCAAAAGGCAUCAUGAAGGUCGGCGACAGGUUAUAUGAAAUUAAUGGUGAGAAUGUCCUGAGGAUGCCAAUUUCGCAAGUCAAUACCAGAUUGAAUGGAAUGCACCAAGUCCAACUUGUGUUACUUCGUACCGAAGAAGAAGAGGAUACGUUAGAAAAGUCCAGAGCAGCAAUUAAGAUGAAGGAGGAACUGAGAACAUUGAAAGAACAAGUGCAGAUCACAAAGACUGAAAACAAGCGUUUGUCAGAGGAUGUGCAAAGGCUGGUUGAGCUUGAAGACAGAGCAGCAGAAGCUGACAAACUGCGGAUUAUUGUGAAUGAGUUACAGAGCAGACUAUCCAACAAGGACAGCCAUUGUAAUGCCUUAUCAGAACAGGUCAAAGAGAUCCCGGUUAUCCGCGGAAGUCUGAAGCAGAGGCAGAAAGAGCUGGAGAGGUUGGAGAUGCAGAGGAAUUCUUUUGAGGCUGAAACCGUUCAGCUAUCUGAAGAAAUAACCAGAAUGAAAUCAACAUCAGAGUACAAGGAUGAACUAAUUGAAAAGCUAACAAGAGAACGAGACAUGGCAUUACAUGAGCUAAAUGAAGUUACUACACACAAGAGCAACCGUUUGAGAGCUGUUGAUGGAAUGGAUGAUGUUCCUCUAUGGGAAGCACUGAAGGGUUCAUCCAAGACUGAAAUCCUUGAGGUCUUCCGAGCCGAGUCAUUGGAAGCAAGUCGUCAGAAGCAGUACUUGGACCAGCUGUACUCGCUGAUGUUAGAGAAUGCGCCACAACUUCUAGGCAAUCUAGAACAAGAAUUAGAUGCUAGUGGCUUAUCCGGAGAUGAAGAAUUUUGUUGAACAAAAGGUAGAGAACUUGCAAGAUCAUAAACAAGAGUCUUCGAAAUGGUUUUAUUCUUUAUUAUUUUCUGGCAACCAUCACAGUCAGUGUGUCCCCCAUGUUUUCAAUUAUGACUUUGUGACCGAUUCACUUUUCCAUGAUUGUCAGGCAUACUCUGCAAACUUUGUCCUACAACUCAGUCGACAAUAAUUCUCUCUUUCACCGAUGUGACGCUAUUACGUCACAGAUUUUACCAUUAAUGCGUAAUCAGAAGCGUUUCAUUCAUAGAGCUUGAAAAAACUAUUUUGAAGAUACUUAAAGCUCGUAGUUUUGUUAUCAAGAUACAUGCUAACUCGGCCAGACCGAGAUGUUGGUGCCUAAUUGUGUGUCAGUACUGUGGCCACCAAUGAUGUGCUAAGGUAGCAAAGUGCCUGGAUCAUCGACGUUGCUUAUAUUUGAAGCUUCCAUCACACAUCUUGCUUUUAAAUAAGCCAAGAAAACCUAGUGUGCCCAAAUUUAUAUAAUUUGCAGAAAAAAAAAAUUGUUUUUACUGUCAUGAUGUAUUUGGACAAAGUCAUUUAAAGAAAAUCUUCGAUUUUACUCCUAUAAUAAAUAUGAGGCAUGCCAUUCCAAAACCAGCGUACUGUCACUAAUUUUUGAACUGAGUAAUUAGCAUAAGAAAGUGGGAGUAUUGUAUACUUUAGUACAGACAAGCCAUAUUACUUCUACUCAUAACUUAAGCAAUAUUAAGUCAAUUUCAGUAAAUGACCCAUCAAUUUAAAGCAUAUAAUUUGGAGAAUAUGAAUAUGUUAAAAAGUCAAUUUUUAUUUUUUGGUCAGUGAUGGUGGUUUUGGGAUGGCUAACCUCAUGUGCUAGAACAUUCAAGUCCUUCAUAGUCGUUGACACUUUUAAAUGUUCAACCUACCUCAUGUAUUAAAUAUUUAAAAAAAAUUAACUGCGAUCUCUACUACAUUGUUUUAACUUGCGGGACAUGCGGUUCUUUCUGAUAAUUUACAGCAUGGUUUAGUUCAGUCUGUGCCAUUUUGAGUAAAGAAAAUACUGCGUUGAGAAAAUAAAUGCCAACUACCAUAGGUGCUCGAAUAAGUGUCGCACUCGAAUAAGUGCCGCACUCGAAUAAGUGCUGCUCUUGAAUAAGCGCCGCGGCGCUUAAUCAAGAGUAUAUAUUACCCUGCAUGUAAUGAAGCACUUCGAGAAACAGAGUUUGAAAUACAAUGUUUACAGUGUUCAAAUUAGUAUACAGUGUUAAAAUGAAUAAAUAAUGUAAUGAAGACACAAGCAAUUCUUUAUACACAUUUAUUUACGAUGACUAGGACCUAUGAUAGGCCAACCGAACUAUGGGAAUACGUGAGAUAGGUAACAUGGAACGGGCAUGGAAAGCACCACUGCAAUAUUUUUUUAAAGCCCCGCUUUGGAAUAAGCGGCGCACUGAACCCUCCAAAAAUGUUAUAUGCGCCGCGAUGCUUAUUCAAACAUUUACGGUAAUACUUAAUUGGCCAAUUGUGGAAACAUAAUCACAAAGUUCACUGACUUUUUUCUCGCAGCAACCUGUAUUUACUUUGCUCCACUAUAGUAAGUAUUUAGGACUGUAUGGAUUUAGCAUCAGGUAUAUGGUAUUAUCUCACAUAUUGGUGGUGUACAUAAUGCUCUGUACAUACGUUUAUUUUCACCAAUGUGCGACAAAGAUCACUAUUUGUAUAGACUUGUUAAAUUUUUAUUUGAAUUAUACAAAGCAUGAGCAAAAGGAUUUGAUUGAACUCAGUACAUUUUUUAUGGAAUAUAUUAUAUGUGCCAAAUUUUUGCUUGAUAAAUGAACUAUAUGUAAAUUGUUGUUUGAACUUUCAAAUGAAAUAAUAUUAAAUACUUUAUAAAAUGUUAUGAAUGGUAGUACUCAGAAUGUAAAGUAGAAAAAUAAAUAAUUUUCUAAAAAAAAUAUGUUACCAAUCUUUUCCUAAUGAGUUAUGUGAUUGGUUGAAAUAAUAAAGUGGUGUUUGUAACACCAAUGAGAUAAUUUGUUAUAAAAGGUUUGCAUGACCAUUGUCAUGAUGGCAGUUCUACUUAUAUAAGAAUAAUAUUUAACUGAAAAUUGAAAUUUCCAUGAAAGCAUGAAUUUAUAAAACUAUAUUAUAUAAUACUGUAAUUUGAAAUUUCUUAAACCUCUUGCCAUAUUAUUUCUAUGGUGAUUACAAAAGUUGAAAUGUUUAAGUGUGUGUGACUGUGUAACAAAAGAAAUAUGUAUUUUCAAUUUCAAGUAAAUAUAAAAUUAAUUUAACGUCUUCCGUCCUUAUCAACUAACUUAACUUCCUCUGUAAAUGAUUAGAAAUAUUACAAAUUUGUCACCGUAUAUUUUCAUUAUUUUAUUAAUUUUAUAGUUGUAUAGUAGGUUUUUUUAGGAUUUUUGCUGCAUUACAGUGUACUUAUAAUUUAUUUAACCGCUGCUACUUCUUUACAUUGAUGCUACUUUUCUUAAUUUAUAAUAAUUUGAACAGGGUAUUUUAUGUUCUCUAAUGCUUUGUGUUAUCAAUGGUGUUCAGGGUGUAUACAAGCAUGUGUUCUUAUUUUAAGAAGUUGAGCAACGCAAUGGCAACCAAGGGUAAUA